Molecule: messenger RNA, 1280 nt
Organism: Caenorhabditis elegans
Lineage: Eukaryota; Metazoa; Nematoda; Chromadorea; Rhabditida; Rhabditidae
Gene: Y51B9A.9
Product: Protein kinase domain-containing protein
Exons: 8
Coding region: 63-1208 (381 amino acids)
Molecular function (GO): transferase activity; protein kinase activity; protein serine/threonine kinase activity
Source: RefSeq, marked reviewed
ACUAGUUUAUCACUAAAAACUUUCAAAAUUUCAACAUUUUGAUUUCACUCUCCAGCAGAAAAAUGUUUCGCCAAGAAAUACUAAAUGAAGUUUUAUUCAUUGUUCCAAACCGAUAUGUUGAUCUUCUACCGAGUCAAUUUGGAAAUGCAAUGGAAGUCAUCGCAUUCGAUCAAAUAUCAGAACGAAGAGUGGUAAUCAAGAAAGUAGUUCUACCGGAAAACUUCGACAAUUGGCAACACUGGAGGCGAGCUCAACGAGAAUUAUUUUGCACUUUGCAUAUACAGGAAGAAAAUUUUGUCAAAAUGUACAGCAUAUACACAUGGGUAGAGACUGUAGAAGAAAUGAGAGAAUUUUAUACUGUUCGAGAGUACAUGGAUUGGAACUUGAGAAAUUUUAUACUUUCAACGCCUGAAAAACUAGAUCACAAAGUUAUAAAAUCUAUAUUUUUUGAUGUUUGUUUGGCGGUUCAAUAUAUGCAUUCAAUUCGAGUUGGUCACAGAGACUUGAAACCUGAAAACGUUCUAAUCAACUACGAAGCAAUUGCAAAGAUUUCUGGUUUCGCACAUGCAAAUCGAGAAGAUCCAUUUGUGAAUACGCCAUAUAUUGUACAAAGAUUCUAUCGAGCACCAGAGAUUCUAUGUGAAACGAUGGAUAACAACAAACCUAGUGUUGAUAUUUGGUCACUUGGCUGUAUUUUAGCUGAACUUCUGACUGGAAAAAUCCUAUUCACAGGCCAAACCCAAAUUGAUCAAUUCUUCCAAAUAGUCCGGUUUCUUGGGAAUCCAGAUCUGUCAUUCUAUAUGCAGAUGCCCGAUUCUGCUAGAACAUUCUUCUUGGGCCUUCCAAUGAAUCAAUAUCAAAAACCUACAAACAUACAUGAACACUUCCCUAAUAGUCUGUUCCUCGACACGAUGAUUUCUGAACCGAUAGACUGCGAUCUGGCACGUGAUCUGCUAUUCCGCAUGCUAGUGAUAAAUCCAGACGAUCGAAUUGAUAUUCAGAAAAUAUUGGUGCAUCCUUAUUUAGAAGAAGUAUGGUCGAAUAUUGUGAUUGACAAUAAAAUUGAAGAAAAAUAUCCUCCGAUCGCUCUUCGAAGAUUUUUUGAAUUUCAAGCUUUUUCUCCUCCCAGACAAAUGAAGGAUGAGAUUUUCAGUACACUGACCGAAUUUGGGCAGCAAUAUAAUAUUUUCAACAACUCAAGAAAUUAGUUGUGGUCUUAUGGUAUAAUUGUUACUUUGUCCAAAUAAAUUAUUUUUCAAACAUUCUGAUUUGCAAAAAAA